Messenger RNA from Eruca vesicaria subsp. sativa (arugula), 1191 nucleotides. The record is from the annotation of a GenBank genome assembly. NCBI's taxonomy places the organism in Eukaryota, Viridiplantae, Streptophyta, Magnoliopsida, Brassicales, Brassicaceae.
AUGACGAAACUAACGACGGAGUCUGCUGUCUGCCGCAAAAUUGUGCAUUCUUUCUUGGAUUUUCUAGAUUCCGUUGAAGUUGGUCCUGGUGUUGACGAGGAAGGGCUUGAGGUUGCUAAAGAAUGCAUAAAGGAAGCAUUUAAGAUUACUUCAGAUUCUACCAAAGACUAUAAUAACUCGAAACCCAUUUCGCUUGUCAGUAUCUUCACUUCUCCUAGGGGUGAUGAGCCUAGUUCUUCUUCAGCUCCUGACUUGUCCAACUCUAAUGUCUCAGUGGAUGCAAGCAAAGAGCCUCUAUUUAACGGAAUUUGUAGAGAUGAACUAUUUGGCCAACUCUUUGUUGCGCUUGAGAAAGUUGGGUAUUUCAAUACCACGCCUAACGGAGAUGAUGAUCCUGCUCAGCUGGAGAAAGCAACUAAGAUAUUUCAUGAUGCUAUCACUGAAAUGGAAAAUUCGGGAUGCCAGACAUUUGAUGCAAAAAGCUUGGCAGAAACAUUCAAGUGCCAAGGUAACAAGGCCAUGCAGUCCCAGCAGUAUCUGGAGGCAAUCGAGCUGUAUUCUUUUGCAAUUGCGCUCUUAGAUAAGAACGCUGUUUUCUACUGCAACAGGGCUGCUGCAUAUACCCAGAUCAGCAUGUGCUCAGAAGCAAUUAAGGACUGUCUUAAAUCCAUUGAGAUCGAUCCAAACUAUAGUAAGGCUUACAGUCGUCUUGGGUUAGCAUAUUAUGCCCAAGGAAAGUAUGCUGAUGCUAUUGAGAAAGGAUUCAAGAAAGCUUUGGAGUUGGAUCCGCAUAAUGAAUCUGUCAAAGAAAAUAUCAGGGUGGCUGAACAAAAACUAAGAGAAGAAGAACAACGCCAGAGACGUAAUCAGAAUACAAACAUGGGACAUAAUCAAGAUCCAGGAAUGGGAGGGCAAGGAAUACCUUCUCAGUUCUCGAUGCCUUUAAACCCUGAUAUGAUGAGCAUGUUCAUGAACAUGACGGGAAACAGAGGAGGAGAUGGUAACAUAAACGGUACAAAUGAGCAUGAGAUUCGUGUAGGCGGAAACAUCAACAUAGAUCUUGGAACCGCGGAUCAAAUGCCUGAAGAGUUUUCAGGUGCAUUGCGAUCAAUGAUGCAGAUGUUUGGAGGAUCUCAGGAAGGUAACAAUAACAAUCCUCAAGGUACUAAUGGAAGACCAUCUGGAAAUUAA